AUGGUCUUUUUAUUAUUACCCCAUCCCUUGAUUCGAAGCCGAUCACCCCUCUGUUUAUUGCUUUUCCCUACAUCCCUGUCUCCAUGGCCCUUCCUUACCGGGCCUAGCGUGUUACCUUCCAUGAGAAGCGCCUAUCCACUUUCUAUUCACUUUUUUUGUUUUAUCCAGCCUCAUUCUGUCGCGCUUCUCUUUCUCUCUGUCCCUACCUCAUCUACUCUAACAACUUUUCGGGAAAGGACUUUCUCUAUCUCUCUCUCUCUCUCUCUCUCUCCCUAUUUUUUUUUCUUUUUUAUUCACGUCGGAGAUGUGCGCGCGUAUGCAGAGGCAAGCUUUUCCUCACCGAGACUUCAACAUGAACGGACACACGUACACAGCGAUGCGUCGUCUCACACGCACCGGCCCGGGCAUGUGCGUUUCUUAACUAUGAAAUUCUUACGACUAGAAGGCAGGUGUCCACGUGUUCUCAAGGUCAACAGGCACUUAUUCCGCCAGUCUCUCUAUCUCUCUCUCUCAUUAGGUUUUGUUUGCUUGCUUCUUUCACUUUAUCUGUCUUUAGGUCACGUGUAUGGGGCACCAAUCACAUGCAUUUACACCCAUCUAUUCAAAUACGAUUAUACGAGUUACAAGAAACACCUCAGAACUACCCACGUAUUUUGUUCUCUUCCGACUUCCCUUUAUCUUCCAUUCUCCAAGUUCUUUCUUUCACCAAUCAAAUCGCUUUUGGAGAAACUCACUUUGAUAUUAACAUCAUCAGUCCAUAAUAGUUUAUGGUACCCCAUUUUCUAUUUAAUUCUUCUUCACUUUUUUGCCAAUUCCUUGCCUCGUUCACUUUCAAUCGAAGCGUCAUCGGCUCAACCUCUUUUACUAUCUUCUUCACUCUCUUCAAGUUUUGCUUCAUUCAUUCUUUUAUUCCUGCCAUCAUGGUCCAAUAUCCCUCCCGCUUCCAUGGUACUGCUUUCCAUUGUGUUUUCUUUUAUCUUUCUCUUGUAUUUCUGUGCUUUCUUUCAUAUUUCUUUGACUGAUUUCUUUCUUUUCUCAUGUACAUCUCUUUUUCUUUUACUCUCGUAUUUUUUUAAAAAUUUCAUUUGGUAUCUUUCUCUUCAUUGGACACCACUCGUUCACCUGUCUCUCUUCUCCAACAAUUUGCAUUCAUUUUCCUUUGUUUUAAUUAAUUAUAUUACUAUUUAUUUUUUCGUCUUUCUGUUUAAUUCUUUCAUCACUUUUUCAUCUUCUCCUUCCCUUCUAUCUCUACUUAUUUCUUCCCUUUCUUUCUUUCUUUCUUUCUUUCUCUUUCUUUCUUUCACCUUUCAACAUUUUUCCUCCUCUCUCUUUGACUCGCUCUUUGCUAGCAUGCGCAUUUUCUUCCUUCUUAUUUUUACGAUUAUUAUUAUUUAG
Molecule: messenger RNA, 1395 nt
Organism: Acanthosepion pharaonis
Lineage: Eukaryota; Metazoa; Mollusca; Cephalopoda; Sepiida; Sepiidae
Source: the annotation of a GenBank genome assembly